CAGCAGCUCACAACAGCCAGACACAGGCUCAGUGCUUGCACCCCUACAGGGAACAACUGCAGGAGUUUGCAGGGUCUGAGGAAAACAUCAAACCUGCCUGUUCUAGGCCCUACCAUUUUGGCACAGUGACAGUAUGGAAAGUGAAGAUGACGAUCCAGUUGUACAAGAGAUUGACGUGUUCUUGGCUAAAAGCUUGUCAGAAAAGCUUUAUUUAUUGCAGUACCCUAUACGCCCUGCAUCAAUGACAUAUGAUGAUGUCACACAUGUAUCAACAAGAAUUAAACCAAAGGAACAGAAGAUGGAAAUGGAAAUUGCCAUGAAUACAGAGAGUCCAAAUUACUGUUGCAGCAAAGGAGAGCAGAUUGCUCUUAAUGUCGAUGGUGCAUCUAAUGAUGACACAAGCACCUACUCAACGAAACUAAUGGAUAAGCAGACAUUCUCCUCCAUACAAGCUGAGAGUAACACCACUCGCUAUGCAGCAGCUUUAUAUCGGAAAGGUGAAAUUCAUUUGACUCCUCUUCAUGGAAUUCUGCAAAUGCGUCCCAGCUUCACUUACUUGGACAAAGCUGACAUUAAAUUUAAAGAGAGAGAAGCUGCCAACGAAGGUGGAGAUCCCUCUCAGGAUGAAGCUGAGGAUGACGUAAAACAAGUGAACGUGCGUUUCUCCCGGCCAGAAUCUGAAAAAGCCAAGCAGCGCAGAGUCCAAUCCUAUGAAUUCCUGCAAAAGAAGCAGGCUGAGGAAAACUGGGUCCAUCUUCACUAUUCGGGUGUAAAGGACAGUCGCUCAGAACACGAGCGUCAGUAUUUGCUUUGCCAGAAUACCAGCGUGGCAGACAAUAUGGAACUCACUAAAUCCCCAAGGGAUUAUCUGUCAAUGCUGAUGCCUUCAAAUGUUGAAGAGGAAAAGAAGAAGCCUGUAGCACCAAGCAAUGUGCUCUCUCUGGCCCAACUAAGAACUUUAUCAUUGGGUGACCAGAUAAAGGGACUAAUGAAAAAUGUUAAGGUUAUUCCCUUUGCAAACCUCAUGGGGCUGAUGGCUGCUGGAUCAGAAUCCAUUAAUGUUCUGCGAUGGUUACAGCAAGUGGCCAUGUUGGUUCAGGGAAACUGGGUGGUAAAGAGUGAUGUGGUUUAUCCAAAGGGGUCCUUGAGUCCUCACAGUGGGGUGUCAGCAGAUGCGCUUUGUCGUGGGAGAGACUUUGUUAUGUGGAGAUUCACAAAAUCUCGCUGGGUCGUGUGGAAAGAAAUCGCAUCGGUGACAAAACUUUGCCAGGAAGAAGUGAAAGAAUUCUUGGAUCAUAUGUCUAUUCCACGGAUCAACAAAGGCUGGGAAUUCAUGUUGCCUUAUGAUGAAGACUUUGUGAAAAAGCAUCCAGAUGUGGUUGAGAGGCAGAGCAUGCUGUGGAAAGGAAUUGAAUCUAACUUAAAGAAGGUAUUUAACAUUUCAAAUGAAGAUCUGGUAUCCAGGAAACAAGACAUGUCCUCAGCUCCACCUGUAGUGAUACCUGGGGACCAGCUGGUUAACAUUGCAAAAGCAAAGGCCACAGAGAACCAAGCUCAGUUGGAGAGGACCUUGCAGAAGAAGAAAGAGCAAAGCAAGCAAACUUCUUCCACCGUAACGGUUCUGGCAGACGUUCAUAUCAAAGAAGAGCCAGUGAGAGACGAGGAACCCUUGGACACCUCUGCCUGUGAUAUUCAUACGGAUGAGAGAUCUCGUGAGUCGGUUGGUCACACCCCGAGAGGUGACGGAGAUCUUGUAACAAAAGAAUUGAUGGAUUGAGUAAUCCACUCAGGAUUCUAGUUCAUGAGUUCAUCUUUUUAUUAGUUCCUCCCCUCUUCAUAACCCAGCCUCAUUCAAAAAGUUGCAAUUAAUGGACCUGUUAAAUAUUGUUUACUGUUUGGUUCAAAUGUCAUUAAAACAAUUUGUUUGAA
Molecule: messenger RNA, 1929 nt
Organism: Xenopus tropicalis (tropical clawed frog)
Lineage: Eukaryota; Metazoa; Chordata; Amphibia; Anura; Pipidae
Gene: polr3e.2
Product: polymerase (RNA) III (DNA directed) polypeptide E (80kD) gene 2
Biological process (GO): DNA-templated transcription
Cellular component (GO): nucleus
Source: RefSeq, marked provisional